CCAAAUAUAGGCCUUGUUAAGCUUGUCAAAAGAUUUUCUCUAUCUACAUUGGGUCUAUCGGCAUUAGCUACUCCAACCGUAAUGUGCUACUGGGAUGCACCUGCAGUGCAAGCUGCUAAUUUAUCAAGCACUAUGUUCCUUGGAGGUGAGUGCAAAUAAUGUCUGAGCUUCUUUAUUGGGAGAUACGACUUUACAUUCUCAAUUUGCUUUAUCGAAAAGAAUCUCUAAUCCGCUUUGUGUUAACGCAACUCGUCUUAACAGCUGUUGCUGCAAGUGCUUGCUCGACAGGUGUUCUCACAUAUAUUCUAGCCCCUUAUAUCAAUAAAAUAUACCUACUCGAGAAUGGUUUGCCUCAAUCGACAACAGCAAAGAAAGAUGAAAACCACAACAUAGAGAAAUAUAAUAUCACGCCUAAUUCAAUCAUCACUAUUGAAACAAUGGAUAUAUUGACUCGUCGUCGAACAUCGACAUUAAGGUUGCGAGAUUUGGUUCCAGCCUUAGACUCUUCAUUUUCAACCUGGAAAGUGAAUAACCAAAUAUUGAAGAAACAGCAUGAAUUGGAACAAAGCAAGGGCAUAAAGCCGCUCGUUCAGCAGCAAAAAUUUUGGUUAGAUCAAAGAAAUAUUAUGGGAGAAAUGGAGAUUAUGUCCAACAUUUUACGUGUUGUUAAUGAACAAGGACAAAAACAGAGAUUAAUUUAAACCUACUAUUACUACUACUACAGACUUGAGAUUUAUUAUUAUUUAUUUUACUGCUAUUAAAGCAUACGUAUCUACAAAUAUUAUGGA
Molecule: messenger RNA, 788 nt
Organism: Mycotypha africana
Lineage: Eukaryota; Fungi; Mucoromycota; Mucoromycetes; Mucorales; Mycotyphaceae
Exons: 3
Coding region: 159-701 (180 amino acids)
Source: RefSeq, a predicted model, not a curated record